AUGGCCUUUCAUUCCACAUUCUUUGUUUUCUUAGUUGGACUGGUAUUUCUCUCUGAAGCUGCACCACUGGUCUCCCAUGGUUCUGUUGAUUCCAAAUGCCCUCUGAUGGUGAAAGUGCUGGAUGCAGUCAGAGGAAGUCCUGCAGCCAACGUAGCUGUUAAAGUGUUUAAAAAAGCUGCAGAUGGAAGCUGGCAGGAUUUUGCUGCUGGAAAAACCACAGAAUAUGGGGAGAUCCAUGAGCUCACAACAGAAGAACAGUUUGUAGAAGGAAUAUACAGAGUUGAGUUUGACACCAGCUCUUACUGGAAGGGACUUGGCCUUUCUCCAUUCCAUGAAUAUGCUGAUGUGGUGUUUACUGCUAAUGAUUCCGGUCACCGCCAUUACACCAUUGCCGCUCUCCUCAGUCCUUUCUCAUACUCAACCACUGCUGUUGUCAGUGAUCCCCAGGAAUAA
Molecule: messenger RNA, 453 nt
Organism: Rhea pennata
Lineage: Eukaryota; Metazoa; Chordata; Aves; Rheiformes; Rheidae
Product: transthyretin
Exons: 4
Coding region: 1-453 (150 amino acids)
Biological process (GO): purine nucleobase metabolic process
Molecular function (GO): thyroid hormone binding
Source: RefSeq, a predicted model, not a curated record